This is a messenger RNA of Salvia hispanica, 4136 nucleotides long. The record is from RefSeq and is a predicted model, not a curated record. NCBI's taxonomy places the organism in Eukaryota, Viridiplantae, Streptophyta, Magnoliopsida, Lamiales, Lamiaceae.
ACAUUUCCCGUUGACUGAACUCAAAUCAAAUCCCCAACUCCAUACAAAUCCCCCACGCGCCGCUUUCCUCUCCGCCCACCAUUCAAUUCCUUUCCUUCUACCUAAAGCUUCGACUUCGAAUUUGAGGCUUUUUUGUUGCGAGACUAGGGUUAGGCUGGUGAAGUAGAGCUGACGCUUCUGCCUCCUUUCUCUUUGUUUAAUUGUUGAUCAAUUUCUGCAAUUGAGGAUAUGACUUGCUUCGUAUUCUGUCAGCUCAGUUAAUCGGCAUUUAGUGGUUGAUUUGAAAUUUUGAGUCGAUCUGUUGGUUAAUUGUAUCAGUGUUGUUGUACCGCAGGAGGUUAUUUUGGUGGUUCGUUUGCUUAAUUUAAUGUUAUUAUGUUUGUGAUAAUUGAUUAUUGAGACUGGAAAUUAUGAAGAGGUUGAGGUCCAGUGAUGAUCUGCACUCGUACGGGGAGAAGGGUGCUCUGAAAGAUUGGGGGAGAAGAGAAGAUGAGGCUGCUCCCCAGCGUUCAUCUUCGUCUUUGCACAGGAGCUCUUACUACAGACCAUCUGAGAGUGGGAGGAAGGUCUUAUCCUCAUCAACAGCCAGGUAUGAUCGGUUAGAAGAUGAGAGGGAGAGUUCAAAGUUGAUUAGGAAGAGGCCGGAUUAUGAUUUGGAGAGUUAUGAGAGGAGAAAGAGUUAUGAUCGCCAUAAAGACGGGAAUGGGAAUGGGAGUGGGAACGAUAGAGGGAUAUUGAGCUCAUCGCCGAGGGCUGGUUAUGGAAUGGAUCAGAUGUAUCGUUCUCAGAGCUUUUCUGCGCCUAGGAGAGACUUUCCCAAGGGGUUUAGGUCGGAGAGGGAUAGGCCUAAAAGGGAGGGUAUUGGUGCAUCGUGGAGGAGAUUCGGUAGUGGGAAAGAUGUUGAUGACGGGGCCAGGAGUGGCAGUGAGGCAAGUAGAGGAACUAGAGUGGAAUCAAAGGAAGUUGGGAAGGCAAAGUCUCCCCAGGGAUUCAGAGAUGCAAAAUCUCCAGCCUGGUCCAAGGAUUCAGGAAGUGAGCGAUCAAAGAGUGUUGAAUGCAAGAAGUCUGAAGAAAUGCAAGUAGAGAGUGGCGGUCCAAGCAGUGAACGAGAAGAAGGAGAGCUGGAACCUGAUCCUCAACCCGAUGUGCCUCUUGCGAAGCCAAUUGAAGAGGAAGCUGCUGAUAAACAGACUUCGCCUAAGAAGCAGCUCCAUAAUGAACCCCAGGCUGAAAACGAAAUUUCACUGGAAAAGGCGAGUUCCUCAUCAGUAGAAAAGGGGAACAUGACUAAAGGGGACAGCUGUGACGAGCAAGCUGUAGACAGACAAUCUAAGGAGGCUGAAGAUGUUAUUAGCCAAAAUGCUGACUUGCCUGAUUAUCGGGAUACGUCAAUCCAAGCGGUGAUGGAAAAUAGAGAUGAUAAUGAUGCAAAAGGAGAAAAUCAAGGUGGUGACCUUGCAAGGGAUGAUGGAACUGAAGGCUGCUUGGAGGAGGUUGCAGAUAGCAGAUGUGAUGAGAAACUAUCAACUUUACAGGAGCAACAGGAAGACAGGAUUGUUAACAAUCAAGUCAAUGCAGAUGAUGUGGAAGUGGCAGGAAGUGUCCAGGCAAUGGGCAAAAACGAGUUGCCUACUACAGAGAAAGCAGCCCCAAGUAUGAAAGACAAGGGCAAAAGUGUUGCUUUAUUGCCCUCUGAUGGUAUUCUCCUCACAGAGAAUUUGGAGGUUGAUAACAAACCAAAGGACCUCAUAGAAAGUAGAGACAUUGAAAUGGAAGGCCCAAGUACCAGGGGAUUCCAGUUUUUCUCAACUGAUCCAAUUAAAAAGCCAGAGAAAGUGGAGCAAUCAACUCAUAGUAAGCCUAACGAUGAUAAAUUGGCUCUUGACCUUUCUCUUAGCUUGCCAAAUGUAUUAUUGCCAAUUGGUUCUCAGAGACAAGCUCCGGGUUCUCCUAGUCAUACAAGGAGUGUUCAAUCAUUUGCUAGCUCGUUUCGAACAAAUUCUGAUGGGUUUACAGCUUCAAUGUCGUUUUCUGGGUCCCAUCAGUUUACUCACAACCCUAGCUGUUCUCUGACUCAUAAUGCACUUGAUUACGAGAAAUCUGUUGGUAGCAAGCCACUAUUUCAAGGGGUGGACUGGAAAGCCUUGUCUUUGGAGGAGGCUAAGAGUAAGGAGGGUUCUGCUUAUCAAGGAAUGCCAUCAAGAGAAAAUGUCUUGAAUCAGCAGUCUCAAGUAUCCCAAGGCAACUCCAGUGGACAAGCUGCCCAGCAAAAUAUGAGAGUUACUGGAGGAAGCUCCAAGAUGCCGAUUGGUCUUGAAAGGCAAUUUAGUAGUAAACAGUUGUCUGGAGCUCAAGGUUUUGGCACUUAUGAUCAUGGACCAGAAUAUUUGAAAGACCACAGGCAAUCUCGGACUGAGAAAGAUUCAGGUAGUUUAGAAAUGAACAAUGGCAGGGAUAGUAAAGAUCAAGACUUGGGAGUUGGCACUGACCUUGCUGAGUCUAUAGUCACCAUGAUUGUCUCUGAACCAAUACAUACAAUGGCUCGGAGGUUUAAUGACAUGAAUGCGAAGCACGUUCCAUCUAUUAAAGAGUUUGCCCGUGAUAUAAUCUCAAACCCUGUAAAGCAGUGGCAGUUGAGUGCUUUGCAGAAGGCAUUACAGAAGAGGUCAGACGUUACUCUGGAUAUGCUACUAAAUGCAAAUCGUACCCAGUUGGAGAUAUUGGUGGCUUUGAAAACAGGGCUUCGUGAAUUUGUUCUGCCGAAAUAUGAUAUCGCAACCUCAGAUUUGGCAGAAAUAUUUCUCAAUAUGCGAUGUAGAAAUCUCAAUUGCCGCAGUCUUCUUCCUGUGGAUGAAUGUGACUGCAAAAUAUGUUCGCAGCGGAGUGACUUUUGCAGGGAUUGCAUGUGUCUUGUGUGUUCAAAGUUUGACAUGGCAUCUAACACCUGUAGUUGGGUUGGUUGUGAUGUAUGCUUACAUUGGUGCCAUGCAGAUUGUGGGUUACGAGAAUCUCAUAUAAGAAAUGGUCGCAGUGCAUCCGGUGCUCAAGGCACCACAGAAAUGCAGUUCUACUGUGUUGCCUGUGAUCAUCCCUCUGAGAUGUUUGGUUUUGUAAAGGAAGUUUUUCAGAACUUCAUCAAAGAGUGGACUGCAGAAAAUCUUUCUAGAGAACUUGAAUAUGUGAGAAGAAUAUUUUACGCCAGUGAGGAUGUUAGAGGGAAACAACUCCAUGAAAUUGCUGUGCGGAUGCUGUCUAGAUUGGCUAACAGAUCAGAUUUUCAGGAGGUGCAGAGUCAUAUAAUAAACUUUUUCACUGGUAUGUUUGCUCUACCUUCUCAUUCCAACAUGCAUUAUAUUGCAGCUGAAAGAGCAUCUUAUGAACUUACGUGUAGUGGGCAAGCCUAAAAGUAAAAAUACAAUCUCUUUUGCUCUACUGUUUAUCCAGAAAAGGCUCCUCUCUUGGGAGAUCCGGUCGAUUUAAUCCAUGACUACGACACCAAUAAGAAUGAUAAAUACACAGUGAACAUGGAUAUCCCAAAAAUUGCCCAAAAAGAGCCUAUAUUUGAUGAACUGGAGAGCAUUGUGAGAAUCAAACAGGCUGAGGCUAAGAUGUUUCAACAACGUGCAGAGGAUGCAAGAAAGGAAUCUGAAGCUCUGAAACGCAUUUCAGUGACCAAAAGCGAAAGAAUUGAAGAAGAAUACACAAGCCGGAUAACCAAACUUCGUUUGGCUGAAGCUGAGGAGAUGCGAAAGCAGAAGGUGGAAGAGCUCCAGGCUCUCGAAAGAGGCUAUCACGAAUACUUCAGUAUGAAAAUGAGGAUGGAAACAGAUAUCAAGGAUCUUCUUUUGAAGAUGGAAGCAACAAGAAGGAAUCUCAGGACAUGAUUGACAAGGUUAGUGUUGGAUGAACUCUCAGUUUCAUUGGUAAUGUGGCAGGGAGUUUUCGUCUGGUGUUUUGUAUCGUGGGCGGAUUGACUAAUGUGUUUGUUGGUCGAUCUGUAGGUUUAUCAGUCUUGUUUAAUGCAGUGUAGUACUAACUGAAAUCUGUACAAAGGGUUGCUAAUCUCCCAGUAUAGGUUGGAAAUAUUCCUUGUAAUGAAACAGAAUAUGCUAUCAGACUUGGUAUUAUUUUUUCAA